CAUUUGGCUCGUUUGCAAGACAAGCAAACGUACCAGAGUCAUCUAGCGCCCACUUGUGGUGAAAGUCUUUGUUUUUCCCUAUUUUAACUCAUCAUUGAAGACGCUGUUUUGUUUUUCGGAGAUUCAUCAUGGCGAUGCAUACGAAGGCGACACCGCCACAGAUUCCCGACACCCGUCGGGAACUCUCGGAACUGGUCAAGAGGAAACAAGAACUUGCGGAGACAUUGGUGAACUUGGAAAGACAGAUCUAUGCAUUUGAGGGCAGCUACUUGGAAGACACCCAGAUGUAUGGGAAUAUCAUUAGAGGAUGGGACAGAUACCUCACCAACCAAAAAAAUUCCAACAGCAAGACAGACCGAAGAAACAGAAAGUUUAAGGAGGCAGAGCGUCUGUUCAGCAAGUCUUCAGUCACUUCUGUAGCAGCUGUCUGUGCACUUGGCGGGAUUCCAGAUCACAUGAAUGAAAAGCGUGAGCCCGGCAGUGGGACAGAGAGCGACACAUCCCCAGACCUCCAGAACCAGGAGAACGAACCCAGUCAGGAGGACACGGAGGACGCAGAUGGGGCACUGCAGGACCUCAAACCCCAGAAGGCUGCCUCGUCCUCCUCCGGAAGCCACCAUGGGAGCCACAAGAAAAGGAAGAACAAAAACCGACACAGCCCUUCUGCCAUGUUUCAUUAUGACUUUGAGUCCUGUUCCCUUAAUCAAGUUAUGAAAAGGUCUGCUCUUCCUGCCAAAAUGAGAUGGGGAGCUCACAGAUUCGACAUGAAGGUGAACAAAAAACCCCGAGCGGACUAUUCAACUUGAUGAAUGGGGGUGUUAAGCACUUCAGACCAGAACUGGCCACACAGGAGAAGUCUUCAGUGAAGCAGAGAAUCACUUCUCUGGGCUUUGUGGACUUUAUAUGCCUUAUGUUAACUGACUUGGUUUCUGCUUUGUGUAUAUUGCAUGAAAUGUUGCCCCUCCCCACCUGCAACUAGAAAUAUUUGUGUUUCAUGAUUUUCCUGCAGAAAAGUACAAGGUGUGUAAUUGCAUGUUACUCAAUACCCAGCUGGGGUUAUUGUAUAGUGUUGAACAUUCUAUGUUUAUCAUGUAACUUCACAUUUUCCUCUGCUCUUCUUGUGACAAUAACAAGAUUAUAUUUGUCGUUGUGUGGGUUUGUUAGCUCUAGAAUAUCCCAGCUUCUGUUAUUUUAUUUUGAGAUUUGUUUAGCAUAAAAUUGUAAUAAAACAUUGAAAUUAUAAAUAUUACUAUAUAUAGUUUAUGGUAAAAAUCUACAUUUGUGAAGGUCUAGCCCACCAGAAGCAUUGGAAAUGUCUUGCUGUUAAUCAAAAUCUCAUCUCUGUCUUUACUCUGCACUCUUCAGUGAUCAUAUAGUAGGGAAAUCAAUAGGGAAGCUAGUUUAUGACCAACAUCUGUGUCUGACGGCAUCUACUGUCUGGUUUCAUUGUGGCUUCUUCAUGGCCCUGUUACAUGCCAAGGUGCUCAGAUGAGGCUCUCUCUCUAGUCCACCAUCUUAUUGUCUCAAAUAGCUCCCUAUUCCAUUUAUACUACACUACAUUUUGAUUGGUGAAGUUUCAGUGAGUUCAUGGAAAUUGUUUUAGUACUGUGUUCACCUUCAAACAGCUUUAUUCUGACUCCCAAGUAUGAUUAAAAUAACUCUGUUUACACACAAAGAUAUGAAGCCAUUAUGGCAUUCCUACAGUGGCCGUUUCAGAGAUUUGAGUUUUGAUUUCUGAGCAGUGGCAGUUAAAGUGAACCAGGGGGCAACAGGCUGACAACACAUGACCCAUGCCAUGUUGGAGAACAGUGUACUAUAUGCAGUUUAAUUAGUAAUUGAACUACAUUUUACAGUAGGUUGGUUGGUACUUGAAUGAAAUUCAAAUAUUGGUGCUGUUUUCAGUAGGUAACUCGUUUGUUUGUUGUGUAGCUAACUACUGGAACUACACACUUUUGCAAAAGGAAAAUAAAAUGUGGCUGAAGUAGGCAA
Messenger RNA from Oncorhynchus keta (chum salmon), 1989 nucleotides. RefSeq names its product chromatin modification-related protein MEAF6. The transcript has 9 exons. The record is from RefSeq and is a predicted model, not a curated record. Bases 129 to 806 code for a protein of 225 amino acids. NCBI's taxonomy places the organism in Eukaryota, Metazoa, Chordata, Actinopteri, Salmoniformes, Salmonidae. Gene Ontology annotation, cellular component: NuA4 histone acetyltransferase complex.